Molecule: messenger RNA, 1362 nt
Organism: Trypanosoma grayi
Lineage: Eukaryota; Euglenozoa; Kinetoplastea; Trypanosomatida; Trypanosomatidae
Exons: 1
Coding region: 1-1362 (453 amino acids)
Source: RefSeq, a predicted model, not a curated record
AUGUGCGUGACGGCCGCGGAUGAAGGCUUCGACUCUCCUGAUGUGGCUGUGCAAAUGGCGAAGGCGGCUGUGCAGAGGGCGAAGGAGGCGGCGGAGCUGGCUGGCGCGGCAGCGCAGAACGCCCUAAAGGCUACGACGCUUGCUGAUCCAGUGACGAAAAGAAUGAAGGACAUCACUGAUGAUGCCAGGCGGAUCGCAGACGAUGCUGUCAGAGCGGCUUCGGCCGCGCGUGCGAUUGAGCGAAGGGUCGGGGAGGUCUGGGGCUGGUGGGGGUGGUGGGCGUGGUAUAUGCCCAAGGACCAAAUCAGGGCGGCAGCCAACCUGGUGGACGACGUUCAUAAACGCAGCUAUCAGCUCGACCGAAAACUUUCCAGGGCAAGCACCACUCUGUCAGAUGCCAGGAGCGCAUCGAGUGCUGCGAACCAGUCUCUCGCGGACGCAGGCAAGGCGAAAGCGAAGGCUCUCGAGGCGGAGAAGAUGGCCGAGGGGGCCAGCGAGGAAGUUCGGGAUGCAGCGAAGCUAACCAAGCUCGCUGCCACUGCUGCCAAGCUGGCUGCGCAGAAAGCGGUGGAUGUGGCACUGGGAUCUUUCAAAGCUGCGGACGCAGCGGCCAAGGCAAUGGAGAAUGCUGUGAGUGCGAUGAAGAGUGCGAAAGAAGCAGCGGACAUGGCCAAGAAGCACACCACCGACGGAUUUUAUUCAACGAGUACAAUCAUUCGGCGCAGCCAUGGAGGAGCCGAGUACUCCGCCACAAUGACGAAGAGGUAUGUUGGCGAUGCACGGGACAUGGCUGAGGCGACGGCGGGGAACAUCACGGAGGUGUCGGCCAGCGCGGAGGCCGCGAUGCGGGCUGCGGCGAGGGCGCUGGGCCGAGAGAUCGAACCGAGGAAGGCUGCGGAGCAUACGCCAAGCCUCGCUGGCACCACAGCUGCCGCGCUCACCCCAGGAUCCACCGGUGGUUCCUCCCCGCGCCCAGGGGGGGUGGUGACGGCACACACGGCCACCGUGAAAAACGAGGUGGUGACACAUUCCGGUGGCCAGCGCACAGGUGAAGUCGCCGAUGGCGUUCGUGUGAAGCGUUCCGAUGAUUUGCACGGCGCCGGCCCCCGAGCACCGGAUGGCACUGGGGAUGUGCAUGGCACAAGGCCCGUCGAAUCAGACACACCGAAGGAUACUGACGAACAUAAGCUGGCUGGGCCAGAACCCGCGGCAUCUGCACGUGGGACUGUGUUGAAUGGGAGUGGGCAAGGCUUGCCGAAUGACUUUGGCAGUGCGGACGGCAGCAGCGGUCAUGCGUGGGUGCGUGCGCCGGUGCUUCUUCUGCUGCUGCUUGGGGCGGUGGCCUGCCUGGCUGUGCGCUGA